CUGCACGCUCCUCGGUUGCUAAGUAACCACUGCGGUGGGAAGAUGCGGCACCGCCUCGUAGUGCUAACGUCUAGCAAAUCAAAUUGUGCCGUUUUCGACGCAAAACUACGUUAACGAGCAUUGACGCGCAGGAUGGACGAGGACACAGAGUUAUCUCUGACCAUCGCUCAGAUCAUCCAGCGGCUGAAGGGAAGCCAUUUACACUCUCAGCUAGAGAGACACGCCAAAGAGUGUUUACAUCAACCUGAGAUAAAACUGGAGUCUCUUAAAGAGGACGUUCGCAGUUUCCUCAAAACAGCGGGCUGGGAAAGGAAGCUCCAGAAUGCUGUAUACAGAGAACUGCAUGUCCAGGUGCCCCUAAGCCAUCCUGCAGCUCCUCCAGAGCAUCUCAAGGAGCCACUGGCCUACAUGCGCACGGCACAGGCCAGCUGGGAGAAGCGUGUGCUCAAAAGCCUGAACAGCAUGAGCACAGAGCUGGGUGUGCCUCUGGCCCGCAAGAGGCCAGCAGAGGUGCAGAUGGAGCUGACCCACAAAUGGAACGAGAUGGGAACAGAUGAACCAGAUUUAAGUCGCUUUAGGCCUGUCUAUGCACCCAAAGACUUUCUGGAGGUGUUGAUCGGUUUGCGGAACCCCAACCAUGAUAGCAGGGAGGAUGUCAGUGCCAGGAGCCACUGGGGCCUCAUCCAGGUUCCUCUCAAUGUCCAAGAUAUCCCCCAGCUGAGACAGACCUACUCAGAGCUGAACCUGAGCACUGGGCAGCUGGGGAUUGAUGACCAUGCACACAUCCAUCCAGAUUUGUUUGAGAGUGAGUACUUUCAAAUCGGGAAAAAAGUGAUUGUGGAGCAGGACAGUGCCGCAGCACAGCAGUACAGCAGGCAGGGUUGCCCCACUGGUCUCCGGGCAGACCUAUGGGCCCUCAUCCUUAACUCGACUAACCAGCCACAGGAUGUGAUGCAUUAUGAACAGCUAAAGGCCGGAGUUAUACAUCAUGACCUACUGGUGGACAACCUUAUCUAUAAGGAUGUGAAGCUCACUGCCAGUAAUGACGACUACUACUUUGUGUUUGAAGAUUUCCUCUACCAGGUGUUGCUGUGUUUUUCUCGGGACACCGCCGUCUUGGAGCACUUUAAAUACAACAGUGCCACGCCUCCCAAAUCAUACAUCCAGGGGAAAACAGGAAAUGAGGAGUGUGCUGUUGUUUAUCCUCCCAAUGGUGUAAUCCCUUUCCAUGGGUUUUCAAUGUAUGUGGCGCCUUUGUGUUUCUUGUACAAUGAGCCAUCCAAGCUCUACAGCGUAUUCAGGGAAAUGUACAUCCGCCACUUCUUCAGAUUACACUCCAUCUCCUCCUCUCCUUCGGGAAUCGUGUCUUUGUGCCUGCAGUUUGAGCAGCUGCUUCAGACCCACCUGCCUCAGCUCUUCUACCACCUUCGGCAGAUUGGCGCACAGCCGUUGCGUAUUGCUUUUAAGUGGAUGGUGCGAGCCUUUUCUGGGUACCUGUCCACUGACCAGCUGCUUCUUCUCUGGGACCGAAUCCUGGGAUAUGACUCACUGGAGGUCAUUGCAGUCCUAGCAGCUGCUGUGUUCGCCUUCCGUGCCGAAAACCUGAUGGAAGUAACAUCACUGGCCUCAGCUGAAGCUGUCCUCGCUGACCUUUCAACUCUGAAGGUCAUGCCGCUCAUCCAGAUCUUUCUGUUUGCCACCGCCAUCUGAGGAGCAACGAGACUGCAGUAUGAGUCGUGGUAUGUACAUACCACUUAGAGGAUAUUGGGACAGCAAAACAAAGCUGUGUUGCAACGCCAUAACCACACCAAUAUGACUAAUUGUUUGUCUAGAGACAGCAGCCUAUAGUAAUGAAGGAACACCUACACAGGCAUUACAGACUUUAUCCUGCACUGGUCUGAGCAAUAAGCCAAAUCCUUCUUUAGCAUGUAUACACCAUAAAUAAAUACAGAAUACCCUGUAACAUUACUAUGAAUAGAUAUUAUACGGGAUGUAUGUAAGUGUAGCCUGCACACAAGCUAGGUUAAAUUAACUUCCUGAAGGCAUAUGCUCUGCAGGAAACAGGAUAUGCACAUCAGUGCUUGACUCCACUGAGAGGCUCAUUAGGAGAGGAGCUGCAUGAAUCAGUAACUGUGUCACGACUUGGCUAAUGAAGUGUUGCAGUUUAUCCUGCUUUGUGGCUCCUGCUUGUUAUAACAUUAUUAGGUAAUGCUGUUACAGAUGAAUGAGGAGAUUGUACGCACUUGUCUGUGAAAUAGUCAACAGACACAAACUGAAUUAAACAGUAACAUAACUAAUUUAUGAAGGAAUUGCAUAUUAUGGCACUCUUAAGGGACAUUUAGCACCUUCGAUGCCAGUAUUUAUUUCACUAUGUACAUUUAUGGUUUUUUAUUUUAAAUUAUGCAUUUAAUUUCUGAAUGUAUUCACCUACUUUGUACUGUUCUACAAAACGGUGUAUGUGGCUUUUGAUUUAAAUGCAAUCAAAUCAUUUAACAGUAUUCUCAAGUUGGUGCAGUUUUCUUUUAUCCUACAUAUUUUAAUAACACUUUAAAUAAAAUA
This is a messenger RNA of Monopterus albus (swamp eel), 2559 nucleotides long. RefSeq names its product TBC1 domain family, member 19 (gene tbc1d19). Lineage: Eukaryota; Metazoa; Chordata; Actinopteri; Synbranchiformes; Synbranchidae. The transcript is spliced from 21 exons. Bases 133 to 1710 code for a protein of 525 amino acids. The record is from RefSeq and is a predicted model, not a curated record.